This is a messenger RNA of Owenia fusiformis, 2155 nucleotides long. The record is from the annotation of a GenBank genome assembly. NCBI's taxonomy places the organism in Eukaryota, Metazoa, Annelida, Polychaeta, Sabellida, Oweniidae.
AUUGGGAUAAUAACAUGUGACCCUAUUGAGGAAUGCAUCAAAAUGAAUUUUAUUUUUGCUAAAAAUUUUUGCAGAGGAGGAAUUUAUUUCUCUGUUUUAGGUUUGUUAUUCAAACUAUAUUCACUUAUUAUAAAAAAGCCAAAGUAACCAUAAUGUGAAGAUUAUGUACUAUCGAGUUUUAUUGAUUAUAGCUUUAACAUACAUGCAGAAGCGAGAUGAAUGUUUGGUCUAAAAAUAAAAACAAAAUUUUACAAACUUUAGACUUUUGGGCGAUAAUCGUUUCUAUUUCCGGUAAAUCAACCAAGAUAUGUCACAAUAUAUUUGGACUUUUUAUGUUAACUUUAACAAUAUUUUGGAUGUUAAACAUGAAGCUAGAAAUAAUAGCUUAAUUGGACAACCUUUGAAUUAGUUAAAUAAUUUAAUAUUUUAUCAAAAAAAUCUGAUUUUACAGUUUAUUUGCAACUAAUAUUAAUUGCAAUAUCCUUAGACAUAUCUUCGUGGUUUGGGCGAGUUUGGGCAAAACCCUAAACCAAUCAAAAGCUCUGUUUUAGAAAACCCCGCCAUUUGAUAAGAUUGGCGCCAAAUCAGAGACAUUUCCCGGGUUUUUACGUCGUCUUUGUUAUCGUCAGAAUCUUCUUGGAUUAUUGUUGGAUAUUCUCUUCAUUUGUUAUCAAAUUGAAGAUUAGCCUUUUAUCUAAAUUAUUGGAUAUAUAUUUUACAAAAAUACACAACAUUUAACAUGUUUGAGGCACGUCUUGCACAAGGAGCUGUCCUGAAAAAAGUAUUGGAAUCCGUGAAGGAUUUGUUGACUGAAGGAAUAUGGGACUGUCAAGGAACAGGAAUGAGCCUACAGGCUAUGGACGCUUCUCACGUUGCCUUAGUUGCUCUAAAACUCCAGUCCGAUGGCUUUGAUACAUACAGAUGCGACAGAAACCAAUCAAUGGGAAUUAGUUUGACAAAUAUGUCGAAAAUCCUGAAGUGCGCUGGCAAUGACGAUGGAAUAACUAUAAAAGCUGUGGACAACUCAGAUACUGUGUCAUUUAUGUUUGAAUCACCUAACCAAGAAAAAGUAUCUGACUACGAACUUAAAUUAUUAAAUAUCGACCAAGAACACUUAGGCAUUCCAGAGACCGAUUACUGUGCUGUUAUUAAGAUGCCCUCUGGUGAAUUCCAAAGAAUCUGCAGGGAUCUGAGUCAAAUUGGAGAAUCAGUGGUCAUUGCAUGCACAAAAGAGGGAGUCAAAUUUUCAUCAACGGGAGAUAUGGGAACAGGUAAUAUAAAACUUGUACAAAGCGCCAAUGUAGACAAAGAAGAGGAGUCUGUACAAAUAGAGAUGCAAGAGCCAGUGACGCUUACAUUUGCCCUUCGUUACCUGAACUUCUUCACAAAAGCCACUCCCCUAUCAUCUGUCGUAUCACUCUCCAUGUCUGCUGAUGUUCCAUUAGCUGUUGAAUACAAAAUUGCUGACUUGGGUUAUGUAAGAUACUACCUUGCACCAAAGGUUGAGGAUGCUGAACAAAUCGCAGACUAAAUCAAUAAUAUGUAAGAGGACAGUACUAUUCAGGGAUCAGGAAGAUGAUGUAUGAAUUAUUUCAUGUUAUGAACACAUCUAUGGAAUAUUUAUCACAAUAACCAUGGUAACAGUGCUAAGGUGAUAAGUGUAGAGUUUAUCUCCUUAAUUGUGGCAAGAAUGACUGAAUUUUAUAUUGUUUCCAUGUAGUGUAUGGAAUGGAGUGAAUACCCGGGAUGCAGUUUGAAAAUCUGAAAUUAUUGUGUUUAAAAACAUGGGAGUAAAGAUAUAGAUAUACUUGUCUUAAUGUCAUUUAUGUAUGUUUUAUAUAUAGUUCUAUUAUCGAUCAUGUUAAAAGGCUAGUAAAAAAACAUUUUCAUGCAGCUUGAUCUGGAUGACUACAUACAACAUACUUUUCAGAAACAAAACAGAAUUUUUACUUUACCUUUGGGAAGCAUGAUUGAUUAUCCCUUUUUCCCUUUUACUAGCCUGCCUCAUGUUCAAGAAUAUAUGGACUAAUACUAUUAGAAUGCUUCUAUUUUGCCAAUUUUGUAAAUAUUAAAUACACACUAAACAGUGAAAUAUGUAACACAUUUGUAAGCUGUACAAAUACUCUAUAUCAAUAUAAAAAUGUGUAAAAUCCAA